ACUUCUGUUUCGGUUCGUAUGAUUUAGUUUAUUUGCUCAGUCUCAGUGGUUUGAUGGUUUCGGUCUACGGUGUUCCUUCAAUUUCUUCUUACUACUUUCUUCGCAAAUUUAGAUAAAAUUACCUAUCCACAUCUUCUUACAACAGUUUUGAGACGUUAUUUUCAGUGGAUAGUACGUUGCUCGCGUUCUUAGGUUCAUGUUUACAUUUUGUAUGUUGUUAAAAUGUUAAACGCAAGUAGCACAAACGUAUUGCAAGCUCCCAGCAUACUGUCUCUUAUAAGAGCCAACUGUUGCACCACAUGUCUGAGCAGCGACCGCCGUCUCUAUCCAAUCAAAGCAUAUCUCCCUGAACUAAGAUAUCUCUGCAAAGGAGUUGUUUUUUCAGCGGACAACAGAAUAUGUUAUGAGUGCAAAGCUAUCCUAACCAAAAUACUGAAAUUCAGACAGAGAGCAGAAGAAGCAAUGAAUGUUUUACUCAGCUUGGGACAAGAAAAUUCAAUGAAAAAAAGUUCGGAAAUGAAUAUUGACAGCCUCUCAUCUCUAACUUGUUCCAAUAUUAAAAACACAUUUGAUGCUGAAUAUGACCUGACUUAUAACAUCAUUCCAAUUGAAUUGAAACAAGAAAGUGAUGAAGAAGCAAGUAUUAAAAUAGAAAAUGAAGUUACAAGUGAUGGCAUCAGUGAUGAUGAUGAUAGAGAACCACUCUCGGGGCACAAGAUGGAGGGAUCACCAGUUGAUGCGGAGAGCCCCCUGUCUCUGUGGAAAGUGGAAGCUGAGUCAGUAUCAGCAGAAUGUAAGGAAGAACAAGAACAGUCUGAUGAUAAUGAGCCUUCAAAAUCUCUAGCCUCAGAAAAUAAGCCCUUAGCUUCAAGAAAACUCAGCAAUAGCUUCAUUUAUAGCUUUACCGACCACCAGCCCCCUAGUGAUGCAGAACUGACUGCAUACAGGGAGGCCAGUAAGAAACCGACCUUGGCUGGCAGAGUUUACAAAUGUGAAACGUGCAUUAUUGCAUUUGCGAAAAAGGAAUUAUUUGACAAACACAAAAAAUUGCAUGAUAAGCUAAGGGGUCCAUUUAUGUGUCGCUUCUGUGAACUGAGGUUUACAUUGAGAAGCGCAUGUGAAGAACAUGUAAACUCUCACUACAGACAUUACACAUGUCGCUUCUGCGCCUAUCGUCACCACAGCGAGUCGCAAAUGCAAUGGCACAUACGUCGAUACCACAAGGCACACGAGUGUAGAGAAUGCAAUAUUAAAUUUACCCGUUAUUAUAUGUACAACAAGCAUUUGAAGAGAGUCCACGGGGAAGUGAUACAAUGUGAUUUUUGCAGCAAAAUCUUUACCGCAAAGGAAGCGCUUAAAAGACAUAUUACUAACAUUCAUCAGGGCCUCGCGCCUGUGUACGAGUGCAAUGUUUGCGAGAAGAAAUAUAAAUCCAAAGUAAAUUUCAAAAAUCACACAAAAGCUGCCCACAGUACCAACGACGACGCCGCGCCGCCGGCGUACUGCGUCGAGUGUAAACAACAUUUCAAAAAUGAAUCUAUAUUGAAACUUCAUCUGCAGAUGUCCAAGAAACACGCGGCGCCCAGGUACGAAUGUGACCACUGCGGUGUUAAAAGCGUCAACAAAGCAGGUCUUCAGUAUCACAUAGACUCCACACAUAUGAAGAUUCCUAGAUACGAGUGUGAAACGUGCGAUCAGAAGUUUAUAACAAUCAUUUCCUUGAGGCGGCACAAACAAAAUGCCCACGGAGGCAAGAAGGCAGCGGUCAAGAAACACGUGUGCCAUGUGUGCGGAAAAGAAUUUACGGUCAGAAAAAGUCUGAAAGAGCACUUGAACACCCACUCCGGGCUGCGUCCGUUCAAGUGCAAUGUGUGCGGAGAUACAUUCGCGUACAGUGCGGCACUCUACACACACAACAAACUCAAGCACUUGAAAAUAAAACCUGAGUCCUGGAAGAAGAAGAAGAAGACUGCCAAUUAAUUCAUUCUACCGCGCAGGUAUCUGACCAUCCCUGAAUUUAGGGCGAAACAGAUAUCAUGAAUGAACAAGUUUAUAUAGCAUUAUUAGUAAGUUCAUCUCAGCAAAGUUAACCUAAAUUCGUGGGGGGCAGAUAACUGCGUCGCAAACAAUAAAUCUUAAAUAAAUAAUUUUACCACAGAUUUAUACCUA
Messenger RNA from Plutella xylostella (diamondback moth), 2169 nucleotides. The record is from RefSeq and is a predicted model, not a curated record. Lineage: Eukaryota; Metazoa; Arthropoda; Insecta; Lepidoptera; Plutellidae.